UCCAGUAGUUCGCCGGACCACAACUAAAUUCAUUAGAAACGAAUUGAUUCCGUGACUCUUUGGAGAACAAUUCCCUUCUUUCAUUUAUGGUUAAAGGUCCUCCAGAAAACUAUGGCUCAGAAAAUAAACGAAGCACACGAGCACAUUGCCAAGGCUGAGAAAUAUUUAAAGACGGGUUUCUUGAAGUGGAAGCCGGAUUAUGACAGUGCUGCGUCAGAGUACGCCAAAGCAGCUGUCGCUUUUAAAAACGCCAAACAACUUGAAGAAGCAAAAGAGGCGUAUCUGCAGGAGGCGGAGGCUCACACCAAUAACAGAGCUCUCUUUCAUGCUGCCAAAGCACUUGAGCAGGCGGGUAUGAUGUUGAAGGACAUGCAGAGGCUGCCUGAGGCAUUGCAGUACAUUGAGAAAGCCAGCAUGAUGUUUGUGGAGAACGGCACUCCGGACACUGCCGCCAUGGCGCUUGACAGAGCUGGAAAGCUUAUUGAGCCUUUGGAUUUAUCUAAGGCUGUAGAUCUGUACCAGCAGGCUGCUUCUGUGUAUGAGAAUGAAGAGCAAUUACGCCAGGCCGCUGAGCUCCUGGGCAAAGCUGCAAGACUUCUGGUCAGACAACAAAAGUUAGACGAAGCUGCCGUAGCAAUUCAGAAGGAGAAGAAUAUGUACAAGGAAAUAGAAAAUUACCCCACAUGUUUCAAGAAAACCAUCGCACAAGUGCUAGUCCAUCUCCACAGAGGAGACUAUGUUGCUGCUGACAAGUGUGUGAGAGAGAGUUACAGUAUCCCAGGAUUCAGUGGGAGCGAGGACUGCGUUGCCAUGGAGCAGCUUCUGCAGGGUUACGACGAACAGGACGAGGACCAAGUAUCUCGCGUUUGUAACUCACCGUUACUCAAAUACAUGGACAAUGACUAUGCCAAACUGGCCAUCAGUCUGAGAGUGCCGGGAGGAGGGAAGAAAAAGAAAGCGCCCCCCGCGGACGGAGGCGCGGGUGCCUCAGCAGCCCAGCCACACGAGGAAGAGGAGGAUGAGUACGCCGGAGGCCUUUGUUAAUGAUGGGAAGAGUCCCUCCUCAGCGGAUCUGGACUGUAUCUUAUCAUUGAGCAGAGCUAAACUGCCUUACUGAAUACUACACCCCAGUUACCCAAAUGUUCACACAUACUGCCAUCAUCCCCAUGCCUGUGAUUUCAGCAUGACAGUACACUGUGUCUGCACACUGAUCAUGUGGGAAAUGCUAUCAUAUUCACAUACAAUCGUCACAGAGACGACACAUGCCUGUUUUUUUUCUGAGUGAGUGUGAGGGACAGAUCUAGAAUCAUCAGAUGGGAGGCUUAGAGAAUAUGGAAAAGCAGUAACCCUGUCUUCUGUCAGAGGUGUAAAAUACCUGCCUAUGCUCUCUCUCUCUCUCUCUCUCUCGUUGGCAUUACUGAAGCAUUCAUAAAUUUGUAGCAUGUGAUGGCAUAACUUGCUCAAUCAAAAGGGAUAAUUUCAUUUUGAAUAUUUAGUUUUUUAAACAUGUUUAAAGUAUUUUGUGGACUCUAAAGUAAUGCUGAGAUCAGAGCUGGACAAGAUCUUAAUAAUUUCCCAUGGUAAUUAUGAAGAAAACACUACAUUGUUGCAUGGGACCGUAAUUUGUGUGAGGAGUGUGUGGUUUAAAAAUAAUGAGAUUUGGAUGAAGACUGGAGCACACUGAUGAUCUCUUCUAGAGCUUAAGGUUUUGUGAGUGUUGGAUGAAUUUUUAAAAUGAAUAGAUGGGUAUAAUAUGUAAUCUAGAAACUUCUGGCACUGUGUUUUAUUGUGAAAGACAUCAUUCUUUUUUGAGAACAGUACUGCUUUAUACGCAGAGCUGUAAUUUUUGCUCUGCCUAAGAACUUCAUGACAUGAGGAUUUAUUGACCAUGUGCUCUGUUUGGGGGGGAAAAAACAAAAAUCUAAAAAUAGUUAGAAAAAAAAACCUUCCGACAUAUAUUGUUUAUACUGAUGCAGAGUGAUGCAUGAUUCCAUAUGAUAUUUAUUCCUUUAUAUUCAUGUUCAGCAGACCAUCAAAUGUAUCCUUAUAGGAAGUCAGACAUGUCCCUGUAUAGGCUUUGAUAACUGACUGUAUGGCUUGGCUGAAUGCAUGAAUAUGCCUUAAUAUUUACAGCUUGAAUCUUACCCAGUUGACCUUACUUUGGGCUGCAGCACACAGAGGUGAUGUCAUCGAAACAGCAGGGAACAAACUCCUAUUGGAAAUCUGUUGGUUUAGUGACUAUAUUGCAUGGGUAUAUUUUGUCCUUGUUUAUGGGGUGUUAUUGGGUUUCUGAGAGUGUUUUAAAGGAACUUCAGUGCUUUAUUAUCUUUUGUUAAGUUUCUACAUUCAAUUUAAAAUGUCAUCAAGGUCAGUUCUUUUUUUAAGAUUCUCUAAUCUGAUGUUUCUUUACUGCAUGCAAGCUGCACAACUGUGGAUCGCCAUGACUGUACCAACCAAAGUGAAAAAUGAUCAAGUGUAAAAGAAUUCCAGUGUUCUGCACUCAAGAGAUGUAAAAAAUAAAUUAGAAUGUGACUUUGUGUGGUCAUUUGUAGCACCUGAAAGUGGUGGAUAAUGCUCCAAAAACCUAUUGUGUGCUGAGGAGCUCCAUUUAGUCAUAUAGCUUCAUUAAACAGGCUUUCAGAAAGCAGGAUUUGUUCAGUGGAAAUCAGUAUUAGGAGUCUGGGACAAU
This is a messenger RNA of Chanos chanos (milkfish), 2689 nucleotides long. It is a transcript of the gene napga, whose product is annotated as N-ethylmaleimide-sensitive factor attachment protein, gamma a. The record is from RefSeq and is a predicted model, not a curated record. Gene Ontology annotation, cellular component: SNARE complex; vacuolar membrane. Gene Ontology annotation, molecular function: soluble NSF attachment protein activity; syntaxin binding. The coding region runs from base 112 to 1044 and encodes 310 amino acids. The transcript is spliced from 11 exons. Gene Ontology annotation, biological process: intracellular protein transport. Lineage: Eukaryota; Metazoa; Chordata; Actinopteri; Gonorynchiformes; Chanidae.